Messenger RNA from Sorex araneus (European shrew), 15836 nucleotides. It is a transcript of the gene FRAS1, whose product is annotated as Fraser extracellular matrix complex subunit 1. Gene Ontology annotation, cellular component: membrane. The transcript has 74 exons. Gene Ontology annotation, biological process: cell communication. Gene Ontology annotation, molecular function: protein binding. The record is from RefSeq and is a predicted model, not a curated record. NCBI's taxonomy places the organism in Eukaryota, Metazoa, Chordata, Mammalia, Eulipotyphla, Soricidae. The coding region runs from base 532 to 12573 and encodes 4013 amino acids.
CGAGCCGAGCGGGAGUGUCAGACCAACUUUACAAAGCGCCGCCGCCGCACCUGCGCGGGCACGGGAGCCGGGGUGGGGGGCCCCUGCAGCCGACCCCGCCCGCUGGAGGCAGAGGCCGGGAGGAGGCUGGAGGCAGAGCCCCGGGAGGAGGCUGGAGGCAGAGGCUGGAGCUUGCAGGCUGCCCCUUGCAGCCGGGGACGCGCCAAUUCCCGGCGACACCCGGCCGCCUCUUCGCCGCUCUCCAGCGCGCCCCGCGUUGGCGGCGUCCCCAGCGCCCCGAGCAGGGCGCGCCCCCGGCCCUACUGAAUUGAAUUCCCCGCCCCGGCCGGCGCCUCCCGGCUGCUCGUGAGUGAGGGUCGCUCCCCACCGGUGCUCGACUCGGGCUCCGGCUCCCCGGAGCUCCCCGCCCGCCGCACCACCCCCAGCUCUCGGCGCGUCCCAGCCCGGGGAGCCCACGGCAGCGUUUUUGGCCCGGAUCUGCUUCUUGGAUGCUGAAGGCUGAGCUGCUCCAGCGCGGGUGCCCGGGCGGCGAUGGGUGUCUUCAGAGCGUGGCUCGGGGUGGCCCUCGCCUUGGCGGCAUUUGCAGUAUUGCCUCAUCAUUCUGAAGGUGCUUGUGUCUAUAAGGGCUCCUUGUUGGCGGAUGCCACAGUUUGGAAGCCCGAUUCGUGCCAGAACUGUCGUUGCCAUGGCGAUAUCAUUAUCUGCAAACCUGCUGUUUGCAGAAACCCUCAGUGUGCCUUUGAGAAGGGAGAAGUUCUUCAAAUACCCGCCAACCAGUGCUGCCCCGAGUGUGUGUCCAGGACAUCUGGAUCUUGCCGUCACGAAGAGAAAGUCCAUGCGCACGGCGCGCAGUGGGCUUCGUCUCCAUGCAGCGUGUGCACCUGCGCUCACGGGGCAGUCCGGUGUGCCCCACAGCCGUGCCCACCACCGCGCUGUGGGCCCGGGAAGCGGGAACUCAUCCCCGAAGGCAGCUGCUGCCCAGUCUGCGUGGGUCCUGGGAAGCCGUGUUCCUCCGAGGAGCGGGUGUACCAGGAUGGACAGGAGUGGUCGCUGAGCCCGUGUGCCCGAUGCACGUGCAGAGAUGGGACAGUCCAGUGCUUCACAGCCCAGUGCCAGCCUCUGUUUUGUAACCAGGAGGAAACCGUGGUCCGAGUCCCUGGACAGUGCUGCCCCCGGUGCUCCGCGCGGACCUGCGUUGCCGCCGGCCGAGUCCACGAGCAUGGCGAGCAGUGGCGUGAAAACGCCUGUACCACCUGCAUCUGUGACCAGGGGGAGGUCCGGUGCCACAAGCAGGCCUGCCCUCCGCUGCGGUGUGAGAAGGGCCAGAAGAAGGCUCGGCGCCCCGGGGAGUGCUGUGAAGAGUGUGUGUCCCCGGCCGGAAGCUGCUCCUCACAGGGGGUCGUGCGGUACCAGGGGGACAUGUGGAAGAGCUCGGCCUGUGAGUUCUGCGUGUGUGACCGGGGCCAGGCCACCUGCCACCCUGGCGAGUGUGCCACUGUGCGGUGUGGCCAGGGUGAAGAAUUAAUUCACUUCGAUGGAAAAUGCUGUCCCGAAUGCAUUGCAAAGAAUAGUUAUUGUCGAUAUGAAGAAAAUGUAGAAUUUAUGUCUUCAAAUGUGAGUGAAGCUAAACAUAUUCCAGAGGGAGAGAAAUGGGAGGACGGCCCUUGCAAGGUGUGUGAGUGUCGGGGUGCUCAGGUGACGUGCUACGAGCCCUCUUGUCCCCCAUGUCCUGUAGCUACACUAGCCCAAGUGGUGAAGGAACGCUGUUGUCCAGAGUGUACAUCAGUUCGUUGUCACCCAGACUGCCUGACCUGCUCCCACUCUCCAGACCACUGUGACCUCUGCCAGGACCCCACAAAGCUGCUGCUCGGUGGACGCUGUGUGCACAGCUGUGGCCUGGGAUUUUACCAGGCUGGCGCUCUCUGUCUAGCCUGCCAACCUCAGUGCUCCACGUGCAGCAACGCGCAUGAGUGCUCCUCCUGCCAGCCCCCCCUGCUGAUGCAACACGGACACUGUGUCCUGACGUGCGGGCACGGCUUCUACCGGGAUCACCACGCCUGUGCAGCCUGCAGUGAGUCCUGUGCCACCUGCUGGGGUCCCACCGAGAAGCAGUGCUCGUCCUGCAGAGACCCCCUGCACGUGCUGAGAGAGGGCAGCUGCCAAGACAGCUGCGGCGAUGGCUUCUACAACAAGCAAGGGACCUGCAUUGCAUGUGACCAGUCCUGUAAGAGCUGUGGUCCCAAUAGCCCCAGGUGCCUCACCUGUGUUGGAAAGACAGUGUUGCACGACAGAAAAUGCAUUUCUGAAUGUCCUGGUGGGUACUACGCUGAUGCCACUGGCAGAUGCAAAGCAUGUCACAGCUCCUGUGCCAGCUGCUCUGGACCCCUGGUCUCCCACUGCACUUCCUGUUCCCAUCCCCGGGCUCUGCGCCAAGGUCUCUGCCUGCCCAGCUGUGGAGAGGGAUUCCACCCCGAACACGGGGUCUGCAAAGCCUGCCAUCCCUCCUGCCUGGCCUGCGUGGGCCCGGAGCCCUCUCACUGCACCCAGUGCAAGAAGCCAGAGGACGCACUGCAAGCAACGCUGCUGCCCGGCAUGGACAUUCCCUCUGGCGAGUGCCUGCCCCACUGCAGAGCCCAGUUUUACCUGGAGAGCACUGGACGGUGCGAAGCUUGCCACCAGUCCUGUGUGGAGUGUGCCGGUAGGAGUCCACACAACUGCACCGCCUGCCAGCCCUCCCGCGCACUGCUGGACGGACGCUGCCUCGCCCGCUGCCCAGAUGGAUUCUUCACCCGGGAAGGCGCUUGCACAGAAUGCCACCCCACCUGCAGGCAGUGCCAGGGACCGUCGGAAUCUGACUGCAUUUCCUGUCACCCUCACGCCACUCUCACGGCUGGGAGCUGCCAGACCAGCUGCAAGGAAAAACAGUUCGUCAACAUCACGGGCUACUGUGCUGCCUGCCAUCCUCUGUGCCAGCGCUGUGUGGCUCAGCCCCAAGGUCCCGGGAGCGUCUGCCUGACGUGCCAGCACCCCGAGCACCUGCUCCUGGGGGACCACUGUGUCCCCAGCUGCCCUUCCGGACACUAUGCAGAGAGAGGAGCUUGUAAAAAGUGUCACUCCUCCUGCAGGACCUGCCACGGCAGAGGUCCCUUCUCCUGCUCCUCGUGUGACCCCGGCCGCGUCCUGUCUCACCUGGGCACCUGCAGCACCACCUGCUUCCCCGGGCACUAUCUCGACGGCAACCAUGCUUGUCAGCCGUGCAACGCGCAGUGUGGAAGCUGUGAUUCACAGGCCAGCUGUACCUCCUGCCGGGAUCCCAACAAGGUCCUGCUCUUUGGGGAGUGUCAGUACGAGGUCUGUGCCCCGCAGUACUAUCUCGACUUUUCUACCAAGACUUGCAGAGAGUGUCACUGGACUUGCAGCGCCUGCACCGGGCCCCUGAGCACGGACUGCCGGCAGUGCCUGGACGGCUACCUCCUGCAGGAGGGCGCGUGCGUGGAGCAGUGCUCGCCCGCCUUCUACCGCCACUCGGGCCUCUGCAAGGGCUGUGACAGCCACUGUCUCCAGUGCCAAGGUCCCCGGGAGUGCACCCGCUGCGAAGAGCCGUUUCUCCUCCUGGAAUCUCAGUGCGUCCAGGAAUGUGGCAAGGGGUACUUUGCCGAUCAUGUAACCCACAGAUGCACAGCCUGUCCGCCGGGAUGCUUGCAGUGCCAACACAGGGACCGGUGCUAUGUCUGUGCCCAGGGAUUCUUCCUGAAGCUUGGCCUCUGCCUUGCCAGCUGCGUUCCUGGUUUCUCUGCCCACACUCCUAAUGAAACAUGUUCUGCCCAAAUACACACUCCGAGUCUUCAUGUGAAUGGUUCCCUCACCCUUGCCAUUGGUUCUAUGAAGCCACUGGAUUUCUUGCUCCUGAAUGUCCAAGACCAGGAUGGCAGCGUUGAAGACCUCCUGUUCCAUGUUGUGAGCACUCCCACCAAUGGUCAGCUGCUGCUUUCAAGGAACGGGAAAGAGGUUCAGCUCGACAAGGCCAGGCACUUUAGCUGGAAAGAUGUGCAUGAGAAAAAAGUGCGUUUUGUGCACAGCAAAGAAAAGCCCAGGAAAGGUUACUUUUCACUGAAAAUCAGUGACCAGCAGUUCUUCUCGGAGCCAAAGCUGAUCAACAUACAAGCAUUUUCAACACAGGCCCCGUAUGUGCUGAGGAAUGAGGCACUGCGUAUCAGCAGGGGAGAGAAGGGGACCAUCACCAACCAGCUGCUCGACAUCCGCGAUGACGACAACCCCCAGGACGUGGUCGUCGAGGUGCUGGACCCUCCACGCCACGGCCAGUUGCUGCACACGCUGCAGUCCCCUCCCGCUGCACUCCGUCAGUUCCGGCUGGACGAGCUGUCCAGGGGCCUCCUCCACUAUGCUCACGGGGGCUCACACGGCACGGCUGACGUGGCCGUGCUGCAGGCCAACGAUGGACACUCCUUCCAGAAUAUCCUCUUUCACGUGAAGAUUGUUCCCAAGAAUGCUGGUGGUCUUCGGCUUGUGGCCAAUUCAAUGGUGUGGGUCCCAGAAGGGGGGAUGCUGCAGAUCACCAAUAAGAUCUUACAGGCUGAAGCUCCGGGUGCCAGCGCCUCAGAAAUUAUCUACAAAAUUACAGAGGAUCACCCCCAAUUCGGGGAGGUGGUCCUUCUGAUUAACAUGCCAGCCGACAGCCCUGCAGAUGGAGGGCAACACCUGCCUGAUGGAAGGACGGCAACUCCCACCAGCACCUUCACACAGCAAGACAUCGACGAAGGCAUCGUGUGGUACAGGCACUCGGGGGUCCCAGCCCAGAGCGACUCCUUCCGUUUUCAGGUGUCCAGUGCCACCGACGCCCACACCCAUCUGCAAAGCCGCAUGUUCAACAUUGCCAUUCUACCACAGACGCCAGAAGCAUCGAAACUCUCUCUGGGAGCCACGCUACACAUGACCGCUCGAGAGGAUGGCCUGACUGUGAUUCAGCCCCAUUCCCUCUCCGUUGUAAACUCCAAAAAGCCAAGUGGGAAGAUUAUAUACAACAUCACUCUGCCACUGCAUCCAAAUCAAGGUACCAUUGAAUACAAGGAUCAGCCUCACUCUCCCAUCAGAUACUUCUCCCAGGAAGACGUUAACCAGGGCAGAGUCCUGUACCGUCCCCCCACGGCCGCCCCCCAUCUCCAGGAAAUCAUGGCCUUCUCCUUCGCUGGUCUCCCAGAAUCAGUGAAAUUCUACUUCACAGUUUCGGACGGAGAGCACACGAGUCCAGAGAUGGCCCUCACCAUCCACUUACUGCCCACUGAUGAGCGCCUGCCCACUUUCCAGGUCACGGCUCCACUGCUUGAGGUCACCCCGGGGGGCAGCGCUUCUCUCGGACUUCAGUUGACAGUAAGAGAUACCAAGACAGACCCUGAAGAACUCUACUUUGAGCUUCAGAAACCUCCACGGCAUGGCGCGCUCCUUAAGUACACAGAGGACUUCCAAGGGCCCAUGACUGCAGGGGACGCGUUCACGCAUGCGGAUAUUGAGAAGAAUGCACUGCAGUAUCUGCACGACGGCUCCUCGGCCCGGGAAGACAGCCUGGAGAUCUCGGUCUCAGACUCACUGACCACCAGCACCGUGGAAGUGAGGGUGCAAGUGACGCCGUCGCAGGACCCCCGGCCUCGGCUGGCUGCGGGGGCCUCGCUCAGCAUCACUGUCACUAGUAAAAGUACAGCCGUCAUCACGCGGUCACACCUGGCAUACGUGGAUGAUUCUUCACCAGACUCAGAGAUACGGAUUCGAGUCAGUUCUCUACCCAGGUAUGGCACUCUCUUAAAAUCCGAAGGACCGGAGAUGGGAGAACAGUCGGAGGUUUUCAACUUCACAAUGGAAGACAUCAACAGCAAGAAGAUUCGGUAUUCGGCUGUAUUUGAGACUGAAGGCCAUAUGACUACGGAUAGCUUCCACUUCUCUGUCUCUGAUAUGGACCAUAACCAUCUGGACAAUCAGAUGUUUACUAUCACGAUCGUUCCUGUCAAGAUUCCACCUCCAGUCAUUGCCUUUGCUGACCUUAUCACGGUUGACGAGGGUGGCAGAGCCCCGCUGUCAUUUCACCAUUUCUUUGCCACUGAGGAUCACGACAACCUCCGGAGAGAUGCCCUCAUUAAAAUCAGCGCUCCGCCCAAAUUCGGCUGCAUUGAGAACACGGGGACAGGUGAUCGUUUUGGCCCGGGAAUGACUGGUCAUUCCGAUGCCUCCUUCCCUAUUCAAGACGUCCUGGAAAACUACAUUUACUACUUCCAGAGUGUUCAUGAAAGCAUUGAGCCCACCCAUGACAUUUUUAGUUUUUAUGUAAGUGAUGGAAACAGUCAUUCAGAAAUCCAGAGCAUCAACAUCACCAUCGAGAGAAAGAAUGAUGAGCCUCCCAGGAUGACCUUGCGGCCCCUCCGAGUACAGCUGAGCUCAGGAGAGGUGAUAAGCAAUUCUUCCCUGGGCCUGCGAGACCUGGACACUCCUGAUAAUGAGCUGAUUUUUGUGUUGACCAAUACCCCUCACCACGGUCAUGUGUUCCUGAGGCCAACUGUCUCUGAGCCUCUGGAGAAUGGGAGGGCUUUGACCCAAGGCUCUUCCUUCACCUACCAGGAAGUCCUGUCGGGGCUGGUGGGCUACGUGCCGGGUGGGCCUGGUACGACAGUGGAUGAGUUCCAGUUCUCCCUGACUGAUGGCCUCCACACGGACACGGGGAGAAUGGAGAUCUUUGUAGAUCUGCCGACAGGUGACACCCCCCACUUGGCUGUAAACAGAGGCCUGCAGCUCUCAGCAGGAUCGGCGGCACGUAUCACAGAACAGCACUUGAAGGCCACAGACACCCACUCCGAUGCCCGUCGGGUGAUGUACGUGCUGAGGGAAGAGCCUGGAGCAGGGCAUCUACAGGUGGUCCAGCGCGACAACGUGAAGCGAAUCUCUGUGGAGGGCCCCGUCCGAAGCUUCACGCAGGUGGACAUCAGUCAAGGCCAACUGGAAUAUAGUCAUGAAAAAGGAGAACCUGGAGGCAGCUUUGUUUUUAAGUUUGACGUGGUUGAUGGAGAUGGCAACAAAUUGACCGGCCAGUCGUUUUCCAUCAGCGUUCAGGAAGACAGAUCUCCGCCAGUCAUCAUCACCAAUAAAGGUCUCGUCUUGGAUGAAAACUCAGUGAAGAAAAUCACAACUCUGCAGCUCUCUGCCACUGACCAGGAGCGUGUGCCUGCGGAAUUGACCUACAACGUCACCAGACAGCCGCAGCUGGGCCACCUGGAACUUGCAACCUCGCCAGGUCUCCGGAUCACUUCCUUUACUCAGGCUGACCUGAUGUCACGGAACAUCCAGUAUGUCCAUUCCAGCGAGACCGAGAAACAUUCCGAUGCCUUCAGCUUUACGUUGUCUGACGGAGUCCACGAGGUGACCCAGACGUUUCACAUCACCAUUCUCCCUGUGGAUGAUUCGCUGCCCAUUGUCCAGACCUCGGGGCUGCGGGUCCAGGAGGGAGUGAGGAAGACCAUUACAGAGUUCGAGCUGAAGGCCGUGGAUGCAGACACUGAGGCCGGGUUCAUCACCUUCACCAUCACACAGUCACCGCGCCACGGCACCAUCGAGCGAUCUGGCAGCGGGCCACGCUCUCAGCACCCCUCCACCUUCACCAUGGAGGACAUCUACCAGAACCGGGUCAGCUACAACCACGACGGCAGCAACUCCCUCAAAGACCGGUUCACCUUCACAGUGACCGAUGGCACCAACCCCUUCUUCAUUGUCCAGGAGGGAGGCAAGGAGAUUAUGACAGCGGCCCCUCAGCCAUUCCAAAUAGACAUACUCCCUGUAGAUGAUGGCACUCCGAGAAUUGUCACCAACCUGGGGCUCCAGUGGCUGGAAUAUAUGGAUGGCAAAGCCACCAACCUGAUCACCAAGAAAGAGCUGCUGACCACGGACCCGGACACGGAGGACCAGCAGCUUGUGUAUGAGAUCACGGCGGGGCCCAGCCACGGCUACGUGGAGAACAAGCUACAGCCUGGCAGAGCCACUGCUACAUUCACACAGGAGGAGCUGAACUUGGGGCUGAUUCGCUAUGUGUUGUUUGAAGAGAAGAUCCAUGAGAUGAUGGACAGUUUCCAGUUUCUGGUGAAAGACAGUAAACCCAACGUGGUCAGGGACAAUGUCUUCCACAUCCAGUGGUCCGUCAUUAGCUUUAAAUAUACCAGCUACAACGUCAGUGAGAAGGCGGGGUCCGUCAGUGUCACCGUGCAGAGGACUGGGAACCUCAACCAAUAUGCCAUUGUCCUGUGUCGCACCGAGCAAGGCUCUGCCAGCUCCGGCUCCAGGGCCAGCUCCCGGCCUGGCCAGCAGGACUACAUGGAGUACGCCGGCCAGGUGCAGUUUGACGAGCGAGAGGACACCAAGUCCUGCACCAUUGUCAUCAAUGAUGAUGACGUGUUUGAGAAUAUCGAAAGUUUCACCGUGGAGCUCAGCAUGCCGGCAUAUGCCCUGUUAGGGGAGAUCACCCAGGCCAAGGUCAUUAUCAAUGACACUGAGGAUGAACCCACUCUGGAGUUUGAUAAGAAGACCUACCGAGUCAACGAGAGUGCCGGGUUUCUGUUUGCACCUAUUGAAAGAAAAGGGGACUCAAGCAGCAUCGUGUCUGCAGUUUGCUACACGGUUCCUAAGUCGGCGAUGGGAAGCAGCCUCUACGCUCUUGAGUCGGGCUCUGAUUUUAAAUCGAGAGGAAUGUCCGCGGAGAGUCGUGUGAUCUUCGGGCCCGGGGUGACCAAGUCCACGUGUGACGUCAUGCUCAUUGACGACAGCGAGUAUGAGGAUGAGGAAGAGUUUGAGAUUGUUCUGGCAGACGCCUCCGACAAUGCCCGCAUCGGGAGGGUGGCAUCCGCCAAGGUGCUCAUCAACGGGCCCAACGACGCCUCCACCGUGUCCCUGGGCAACACAGCCUUCACGGUCAGCGAGGAUGCAGGCACAGUGAAGAUCCCAGUUAUCCGCCACGGCACUGACCUAUCCACCUUCACGUCUGUCUGGUGUGCCACGCGCCCCUCAGACCCGGCGUCGGCCACACCGGGAGUGGACUACGUCCCCAGCUCAAGGAAGGUGGAGUUUGGCGCGGGGGUCACUGAGCAGUAUUGCACCUUGACUAUCUUGGACGACACUCAGUAUCCAGUCAUUGAAGGGCUGGAGACCUUUGUGGUUUUCCUCAGCUCAGCACAAGGGGCCGAACUGACCAAACCCUUCCAGGCUGUUAUUGCAAUUAAUGACACAUUCCAAGAUGUGCCCAGCAUGCAGUUCUCCAGGGAGUCGCUGCGGGUGCAGGAGAAGGACGGCGUCCUGCACGUGCCCAUCGUCCGCAGCGGAGACCUGAGCUACGCGUCCUCCGUGCGCUGCUGCACGCGCGGCCUCUCGGCCCGGGUCAUGGACGACUUCGAGGAGCGAAGAAACGCGGAUUCUUCCCGCAUCACCUUCCUGAAAGGGGACAAAAUGAAGAACUGUACUGUCUCCAUCCAUGAUGACUCCAUCUUCGAGCCUGAGGAACAGUUCCAGAUCUACCUCAGCCAUCCUCUUGGAAACCACUGGAGUGGAGCCAGAAUCGGGAAGAAUAACCUGGCCACCAUCACCAUCUCCAAUGAUGAAGAUGCACCAACCAUUGAGUUUGAAGAAGCUGCAUACCAAGUUCGAGAACCCUCGGGGCCAGAUGCCAUGGCCAUUCUCAACAUCAAGGUCAUUCGCAGAGGAGACCAAAACAGGACGUCCAAGGUUCGCUGCAGCACAAGAGACGGCUCUGCCCAGUCCGGUGUGGAUUAUUACCCGAAGAGUCGAGUGUUAAAGUUCAGUCCCGGCGUGGACCAUAUCUUCUUUAAAGUUGAGAUUCUGUCCAAUGAAGACCGGGAGUGGCAUGAAUCCUUCUCCCUAGUCCUUGGUCCAGAUGACCCCGUGGAGGCAGUUCUCGGCGAUGUGACCACGGCCACCGUGACGAUUCUAGACCAGGAGGCAGCGGGGAGCCUGAUACUGCCAGCACCACCCAUUGUUGUCACGCUCGCUGACUAUGACCACGUGGAAGAGGUCACCAAGGAAGGAGCCAAGAAAUCCCCUUCCCCGGGCUACCCCCUGGUCUGUGUCACCCCCUGUGACCCCCACUUCCCCAAGUAUGCGGUCAUGAGGGAGCGCUGCCUCGAGGCUGGCAUCAACCGCUCCUCCGUGCAGUUCAGCUGGGAAGUGGCUGCCCCCACAGACGGCAAUGGGGCCCGGUCUCCUUUCGAGACCAUCACUGACAACACACCGUUCACCAGCGUCAACCACAUGGUCCUGGAUAGCAUUUAUUUCAGCCGGAGGUUCCAUGUGCGUUGCGUGGCAAAGGCUGUGGACAAGGUGGGCCACGUGGGGACCCCCUUAAGGAGCAACAUCGUGACCAUCGGCACAGACAGUGCCAUCUGCCACACCCCAGUGGUGGCUGGGACAGCAAGAGGCUUCCAGGCUCAGUCCUUCAUUGCGACCUUGAAAUACCUGGACGUCAAACACAAGGAGCAUCCCAACAGAAUCCACAUCUCGGUGCAGAUCCCACACCAGGACGGGAUGCUGCCGCUCAUCUCCACCAUGCCUCUGCACAACUUGCACUUCCUGCUGUCCGAGUCCAUCUACAGGCACCAGCACGUCUGCUCCAAUCUCGUCACCGCCCGGGACCUGCGGGGCAUCUCAGAGGCAGGAUUUCUGGAUGACCGGGUCUACGACAGCACCGCGCUCGGCCCUGGCUAUGACCGCCCCUUCCAGUUUGACCCCAGCGUGCGCGAGUCGAAGUCCAUCCAGCUCUACAAACACCUGAACCUGAAGAGCUGCGUGUGGACCUUUGACGCCUACUACGAUAUGACGGAGCUGAUAGAUGUCUGUGGGGGCUCUGUCACCGCCGAUUUCCAGGUGCGAGAUUCAGCCCAGUCCUUCCUGACGGUGCACGUGCCCCUGUAUGUGUCCUACAUCUACGUGACGGCCCCCAGGGGCUGGGCUUCCUUGGAGCACCACACAGAGAUGGAGUUCUCCUUCUUCUAUGACACGGUUCUCUGGAGAACAGGAAUCCAGACAGACAGUGUGCUGUCUGCAAGGCUUCAGAUCAUCAGGAUCUACAUUCGAGAGGAUGGCCGGCUUGUCAUCGAAUUCAAAACCCACGCCAAAUUCAGAGGACAGUUUGUGAUGGAGCACCAUACCCUCCCCGAUGUGAAGUCCUUCAUACUGACUCCAGACCACCUCGGAGGCAUUGAGUUUGACCUGCAGCUCCUCUGGAGUGCUCAGACUUUUGACUCCCCGUAUCAACUCUGGAGAGCCACAAGCUCUUACAACAGGAAGGAUUACUCCGGGGAGUACACCAUAUACCUCAUCCCCUGCACCGUGCAGCCCACCCAGCCCUGGAUAGACCCCGGAGAGAAGCCUCUGGCCUGUACCGCACACGCCCCAGAAAGGUUCCUGAUACCCAUUGCUUUCCAGCAGACCAACCGGCCCGUGCCAGUUGUGUAUUCACUCAACACGGAGUUUCAGCUCUGUAACAACGAGAAGGUUUUCCUGAUGGACCCCAACACGUCCGAUAUGUCCCUGGCAGAAAUGGAUUACAAAGGCGCCUUCUCGAAAGGUCAAAUCCUUUAUGGCCGAGUGCUUUGGAAUCCAGAACAAAACCUUAAUUCUGCUUACAAGCUCCAGCUGGAGAAAGUCUAUCUUUGUACUGGCAAGGAUGGCUAUGUACCUUUCUUUGAUCCCACGGGGACAAUCUACAAUGAAGGACCGCAGUAUGGAUGCAUUCAGCCAAAUAAACACCUAAAACACAGAUUUCUGCUACUGGACCGCAGUCAGCCGGAGGUUACUGAUAAGUACUUCCACGACGUGCCCUUCGAGGCCCACUUCGCCUCCGAGUUGCCUGAUUUCCAUGUGGUCAGCAGCAUGCCGGGCGUGGAUGGAUUCACCCUGAAAGUAGAUGCACUUUAUAAGGUGGAAGCCGGACACCAGUGGUACCUCCAAGUCAUCUACAUCAUCGGCCCCGACACCGUCUCAGGGCCCCGGGUCCAGCGCUCUCUCACAGCGCCCGUGAGACGCCCCCGCAGGGACCUGGUGGACCCCAGCGGCCGGCUGACCCUGGACGACUCCCUCAUCUACGACAACGAGGGGGACCAAGUCAAGAACGGCACCAACAUGAAGUCCCUGAACCUGGAGCUGCAAGAGCCCGUCAUAGCCGCGUCCCUGUCCCAGACGGGGGCGUCCAUUGGCAGCGCCCUGGCUGCCGUCAUGCUGCUCCUCCUCGUGUGCCUGGUGGCCUGCUUCCUCACCAGGAAGUGCCAGAAGCAGAGGAAGAAGCCUCCCCCUGAGCACGUCUUGGAGGAGUACCCCCUGAACACGAAGGUGGACGUGCCCGGGAGGAGUCCCGAGCAGGUGGAGAAGAACGUGCACAGACAGUACUGCACCGUGCGCAACGUCAACCUGCUGGCGGGCGACGCCGAGGCCGCCUACGUGUUCAAAGGGGCCAAGGUGAAAAAGUUGAAUCUGGAGGUCAGAGUCCACAACAAUUUACAGGAGGGAACGGAAGUUUAAUGGGGGACACCUGUGUGUAUGUUCUUUUUCUAAAAUCAUUUUUAUAAGACGGGGAGGGUGGGGGGGCGUGGGGGGAAAUACUGGUAUUUUUCUAAUCCUGCAGAGGAAAAAGGGAAAACGCUAGCUUUGGCGGAAGGCACACACAUCACAGGCAUCAACUCACCGUUGAGCUACCUCGUUGAACAAAGAACCGACGGAGACCCCCAGAGCGGCGGAGUCGAGGCGUUCCCGACAUUUCUCUAGUCGUCCUGGUUACACCCACAUUGCUGCCUCUGCAAGGCCGAGCUCAGGCCCUUAGCACAGGGGCUCAGAGCACUGGGAGCCCACGCCGGCAGGUCCCAGAGUCAGCCUGCAGGGCUCCGCUCUGCGCUUUCCUCCCCAGCUUGCAGUUCCUCGGGCUUUUCCUGGGCCUCCAGCUGGCUCCCUUGGAGUCGCCGACAUCCAGGCUCCACUUCAUUCCUGCUAAUCAGCAUCAGUCCCAUCUUUGCUCUCUUGUAGCCGCUCUUCAGCCCUGGCUGUCCUCUGCCUUUCCAGAACCCUUUCACCUGGGCUUCCCAGGACUUCCUCUCAACUAGAGCAUUUCUCCGCUGCCAGGGAGGAAAGAGAAACAAAAGGCGAAAGGCAGAACUCUCCUGUCUGACAUCAGAAACAAAAGCAAACGCCAGGCCUCUCGGGCCAGACAUCAGAGCAGAAGGGAGGCUGGGAGCGUGGUGGGGGAGGGCAGGACAGGAUGGGGGGCUUGAAACCUGGGGAAGGACAGGCCUGGCCAACAGCUCGGAACAUGUCAGUGACUCUCCCCCGGGCCCAGGAGGAUACCCUUGUGCCAGCUUCUACCAUCACUGGCCUUGGCUCUGUCUCAGCACCUCGUCUGCAUUGAAUGAUCCUGGGGGUAGAUUCAGACGUCCUCCGUGGCAAGGGGGCUGCAAAGCAGGGUCAUGCACCCUGACCUUUCUCUAUAGUCAACAUUUAUGGAUGCUUCACACACACACACACACACACACGCACACACUUUCCUGCUACCCCAGGCAUAAACAAUAUUAGCCAAGCUUUGCUAGCUUUGGGCCUUUCCUUUUGCUUGGGUUUCAGAAAAGUGACGCCUUGGAAUAAAGCAAAUCAGGAGAAAGCCCAGGUCAGAGUAAAAUCUGAAUUAAUAGGCGUCAACGGGUCUUCACGGCAGUAAUAAAAAAAUUUGUUGCACACAACAAAGAAAGCCCUGGUGGGAUUCACCGCAGAUAAAGUGCCCGGACUCGUGGCAGACAGGCUCAGUUCUUGGUGCAGUAUUUCAGGGAUUGCUCCUUUGGGGGAUUCUUUCCUGGUAGCUCAGGCCCUUGUUUGACCAUAUCCGCACAUUGCAAAGCCCUCGGCAGGGGGCUUUAAAAUGAUCUCAUGUCCAAAUACUAGCUUAACUAUUUUGUAAGUAGCGCGCACCCAGCUUGCUUUUGUGUUUCUCUCUCAUCUCUGCCUUAAUGGCCAACGCCGGAAGCAUGCACGUCACGUGGUUUGGAAUGCGAGGUACAAUUCCAUGACUGAGCGUUAAGAGACACGUCCCCUUCCUAAUGCCCGCACCCGCAGCCCCUGGGCACAGAGCAGAGCAUUGCACGCUGUACACUCCCCCCCUCUCUCAGCACAUUCCCAACUGGAACCAUUUUGGUCUGAAAAGCUCGGAAAAAAGAACUACAAAGGGUUUUAGCUUCUCGGCCGCACUCAGAGCUCCCUGAGAGAAGACCCCAUAGGAGCUGUGCCUUGAUUUUCCUGUCGUGCCUUGCACAUUACGAGCACUCCCGAAAUACCCGUUGUGUUGAAGAAUGAAUGGUGUCUGGGUGAGUGACAGAGAAAGACGUUUCAGGACGGGGAGCCGAGUGUGGUGGCAAUCUCCUGAAGGCAAGUGUGGGUGGGGGGAAAAAGCACAAACAUGGUUUCUUCUACUUGGGUCGUCAAGCACUCUUCUGCCCCGAACAAAGCCCCCGCUAGUUAUGUAGGCGGCGGUCUGGUGUGGUCAAAGGGGCACUGGGCAGGAAAGCUUGCAUCGUGUGUCGGCAUCUUCAGAGCAGGACAUUGCGAGGGAGGUUCGGCUUCACGUCCGAGAAGAGUGGGAAGAGUCAGAGGAGGAUAAAUUAGGGGGAGCGAACCUGGAACCAGAAAUUCCCAGCUGGUCAGGUGCUGCUGCUUGAGCCCAGCGUGGCCAGCUCGGCUGCAACUUCUCGGCCGCGUGAGCAUCCAGGAUUGGCCGACGGCUGGAGAACCAUCAGUUCCGAAGAACAACCCGGAGGGCGAACACCAGUUCUGUCUGGACAGAAAGCCAAGCCUGUGGGUGGGCAGGGCUGUCUGGACCGACUGCGUACAAGUGUCGCCAGUGCCAGGGUGCCUUCACGGGAAAGCAGCCCCUGUCCUUGGCUCAGAUGAUCCUGCAGAAGCCCCCAGGCCAGCCGGUAGGAUGCCCGCGAGGGCAGAAGGCAGGCUGAAGCAGAAGGCAGACGAGCGUGUAGGAAUGCACACUUCUUAGACACGAUGGAGGACCUUGGGGUGCUGAACAGCCUGUGUGACAGGAAACCCCUGGGCCUCUCCUCGCCUCCCCUCUUUCCUGCCAGUCGACACGUGGUUGAAAGCCAGCCCUGCGCCUGUGAACGCACGCUUCCGCAGUCGCCACUGAAGCCUAAGGCCGAGGUGGAUGCCUUUGACACGAGAUAUUUCCCGGUGUUGAUGCGUUUUAUACUUUUCCUUCGUACUCGGGAUCGGAUAACUUGGUAAUGGAUUUGGAUGCUGUGACAGUCAAGGCUCUGCUUUCCGUGUCACCUCCCCCCCCCCCCCCCCGCAACUUGCUCACUAAUGCCAAUGUGUGUUUUUCACUAACCUUUUAUACCAAGCCUUUAGGGAACAAGGAACGAAAGCCGCUCAGGGCUUGCUCGUUGCUCUCCCGUGCCAGCUGUGAUGGUGAAACGAAUCUGCACCUCCGUUUCUCCCGCCUCACUGCCAUCUAGCUGCCUCCAGCCUCCUGGAGGACUGGCGUGGUGCUCCAGCCCGUUGUCGGAUGAGAGAGGGGAGGGCGGACAGUGUGGGUCCAUGGCGCGCAGUCUCUGGUCCUGUAGGUAUUUGUUUUUCUUGGAUACUACACACCCGCUCUGACUGAGUUAAGACAUUUGUGGUGCUGUUAAUCUGAUUUCUUGAUUCUCAGAUGUUUUUUGUAUCUCCUGUUCUGGUUUGUGUGCUAUGAAUUUUUGAUUUCUCCAGUAGCAUAAGCCACUAUAUAAAUUUGUAUUAAUAAA